Molecule: messenger RNA, 453 nt
Organism: Schistocerca americana (American grasshopper)
Lineage: Eukaryota; Metazoa; Arthropoda; Insecta; Orthoptera; Acrididae
Exons: 2
Coding region: 1-453 (150 amino acids)
Source: RefSeq, a predicted model, not a curated record
AUGGAGGCGGGCAGCGCGCGACGCCCUAUCUGCGGCGGCAGGCCGGCGGCGGCGACGCGGCGGCGCGCAUGCGCCCUGGCGAUAGCCGCGCCACAAUUAGGCGGUGCCUCGCAUUGUGGCGACCCCGGGCCUGCCGGCCUGCGCGCCGAUUGUUUUGGCGGCGCGCCGCCCUCGGAAGAAGCGGCCGCGCUUUGUGCUAUCUCGCCGCCCGCACCUGCUCGCAAAUGGGCACGCGGUCUCGGUGCACCGGGGGGGCCCGGCAGCCAGCCAGCCGUGCCGCGCGGCCUAUGCCUGUGGCCGCGGCCGUGCCCGCGCGGUAUCUCGCGGCCGGCGCAGCACGGCGCUAUCUGCGGCGAUAAGGCGGCGCAGAUAGAGCUCGUAGCGGCCGCUUUAAGCGCUCUUCCUGGGAAGCCGGGCCCGGCCGCCGCCACUGACCACGCGCGCGCCGCGUGA